AUGGCGCACGGGGGCCUGCAGGCGCUCGGGCUGGCCCUGGCCGGCGCCGGCUGGCUGGCGCUGCUGGCGGCCACGGCGCUGCCGCAGUGGGAGGUGUCGACGUUCGCGGGCGACAGCAUCAUCACGGCCCUGGUGACCAUGAAGGGGCUCUGGAUGAGCUGCGUGAGCACCAGCACAGGGCAGCUGCAGUGCAAGAGCUACGACUCCGUGCUGGCACUGCCAGCCCCUCUCCAGGCCACGCGUGCCAUGGUGGUCUCGGUGGUCCUGGGCCCGGUGGCGCUGGGCGCGGCCCUGGCCGGGAUGCGCUGCACGCGCUGCGGCGGCGACGACCCCCGCAAGAAAGCCUCGGUGGCCGGGGGGGGGCGGGCCCCUUCAUCCUCGCAG
Messenger RNA from Zonotrichia leucophrys gambelii, 384 nucleotides. Its product is annotated as claudin-7-like. Gene Ontology annotation, biological process: cell adhesion; bicellular tight junction assembly. Lineage: Eukaryota; Metazoa; Chordata; Aves; Passeriformes; Passerellidae. The record is from RefSeq and is a predicted model, not a curated record. Gene Ontology annotation, molecular function: structural molecule activity. Gene Ontology annotation, cellular component: bicellular tight junction; plasma membrane.